This is a messenger RNA of Chrysochloris asiatica (Cape golden mole), 2497 nucleotides long. RefSeq names its product adaptor-related protein complex 4, beta 1 subunit (gene AP4B1). Bases 248 to 2170 code for a protein of 640 amino acids. The record is from RefSeq and is a predicted model, not a curated record. Gene Ontology annotation, biological process: vesicle-mediated transport; intracellular protein transport. The transcript is spliced from 10 exons. NCBI's taxonomy places the organism in Eukaryota, Metazoa, Chordata, Mammalia, Afrosoricida, Chrysochloridae. Gene Ontology annotation, molecular function: clathrin binding. Gene Ontology annotation, cellular component: membrane coat; clathrin adaptor complex.
GUUCCCAAUCAAGGGCUAGAAGGAACACGAGUUACCUAGGUGGGAUCUGUGGGAGCUACCCCGCGACUGUUGCAAAAAAUGCCGUACCUUGGCUCAGAGGACGUGGUGAAAGAGCUGAAGAAGGCUAUGUGUAACCCUCACAUUCAGGCUGAUAGGCUGCGCUACCGGAAUGUCAUUCAGCGAGUGAUUAGAUCUGGCUCUCCUUGCCAUUAAUACACUGUGCAAAGACUGCUCAGACCCCAAUCCAAUGGUCCGAGGGCUGGCUCUGCGGAGUAUGUGCAGCCUCCGGAUGCCUGGUGUGCAGGAAUAUAUCCAACAACCUAUUCUCAACGGUUUACGGGACAAGGCUUCAUACGUCAGGAGGGUGGCGGUCCUUGGCUGUGCUAAGAUGCAUAAUCUUCAUGAAGACUCUGAAGUGGAUGGUACCUUGGUAAAUGAGUUAUACAGUUUGCUGCGUGACCAGGAUCCGAUUGUGGUUGUGAACUGCCUGAGGUCUCUAGAGGAAAUUCUGAAACAUGAAGGGGGCGUUGUCAUCAAUAAGCCCAUUGCCCAUCAUCUCUUAAAUCGAAUGUCAAAACUGGACCAGUGGGGCCAGGGUGAAGUAUUGACCUUUCUGCUCCGCUACCAGCCACGUAGUGAGGAGGAGCUGUUUGACAUUCUCAAUCUGUUAGACAGCUUUCUCAAGAGCAAUAGUCCAGCUGUGGUGAUGGGGGCCACCAAACUUUUCCUGAUCUUGGCCAGAAAUUUCCCCCACGUACAAAAGGAUGUACUUGUGCGAGUCAAGGGCUCUUUGCUUGCUGCCUGUUCUUCGGAGAGCCGCGAGCUCUGUUUUGCUGCCCUCUGCCAUGUGCGCCAGAUCUUGCAUAGUUUGCCGGGUCACUUCAGCACUCACUACAAGAAGUUUUUUUGCUCUUACUCGGAGCCCCACUACAUCAAGCUGCAGAAAGUGGAGGUGCUGUGUGAGCUGGUGAAUGAUGAGAAUGUGCAGCAGGUGUUAGAGGAGCUCCGGGGGUACUGCACUGACGUGUCUGCCGACUUCGCACAGGCUGCCAUCUUUGCCAUAGGUAGCAUUGCCAGGACCUACACAGACCAGUGUGUGCAGAUUCUGACGGAGUUGCUCAGCCUUCGACAAGAGCACAUCACCACAGCGGUGAUGCAGACUUUCCGAGACCUGGUUUGGUUGUGCCCCAAGUGUACUGAAGCGGUGUGUCAGGCCCUGCCCGGCUGUGAGGAGAACAUCCAAGACAGUGAGGGAAAGCAGGCACUUAUUUGGCUGCUUGGGGUCCAUGGGGAGAAAAUCCCCAAUGCUCCUUAUGUGCUGGAAGACUUUGUGGAGAAUGUGAAGUCGGAGACAUUUCCAGCCGUAAAGAUGGAGCUCCUCACGGCACUGCUGCGUCUGUUCCUCUCACGACCUGCUGAGUGCCAGGACAUGCUCGGACGUUUGCUGUACUACUGCAUAGAGGAAGAAAAGGAUAUGGCGGUACGGGACCGAGGUCUCUUCUAUUAUCGCCUCCUCUUAGCUGGUGUUGAGGAGGUUAAGCGGAUCCUAUGCAGCCCUAAAUCGGACCCUUCUCUUGGACUGUUGGAGGAUCAGGCAGAAAGACCUGUGAAUAGCUGGGCCUCAGACUUCAACACACUGGUGCCAAUUUAUGGCAAAGCCCGCUGGGCAACUAUCUCUAAACUCCAGUGGGCAGAGCACCAUGGUCCAGAGCUUCCUAAUACUGCAUCCUUUGCCACAUCAGGCCCCCUGAUUCCUGAGGAGCACAAGGAGCAGAUACAAGAACUCUCUGAUUCUGGAGCCCUCACACUUGUCCCCAAUCACCAGAUUACUGCUGAGUAUUUUGAGAAAACUUGGCUUAGCCUCAAAGUUGCUCACCAGCGAGUGUUGCCUUGGCAGGGAGCAGUUCAUCCUGACACCCUCCAGGUGGCCCUGCAAGUCGUGAACAUCCAGACCAUCGCAAUGAGCAGGUCUGGGGCUCAACCAUGGAAAGCCUACCUCAGUGCUCAGGAUGACACUGGCUGCCUGUUCUUAACAGAACUGCUGUUGGAACCCGAACACGUGGAAAUGCAUAUCUCCGUGAAACAAAAUGAGGCGAGGACAGAGACACUGAACAGUUUUAUUUCCGUAUUAGAAACUGUGCUUGGAACAAUCGGAGACAUAAAAUCCUAACAGAUUCUGGCUGCUUGUCCUGAGAUGGAUAGUUGUCAGAGUUCCUCAGUGUUUCCUAUUAGAGCUGCUUGUAAAUCCAUGUGAUGUCAGAUGCAAAGGAGAAUGGGAAAUCUAGGAGUUAGUAGUCUUGUUUUUUCCCUUUUUCUCCCAAAGACUUAACUCCUCUUUUGCCUAUGGCAAAUAGUCCCACUUUCCAUGAUGAUAUUAUAGAGAAAAAUAUUGGUAAUGGAGAUUGCAGUUUGGGGGUGGGGUGAGAAUACAAUUUGGAUUUUUUUCUAAUCUGUUUUAAGUAUUGUUUUACUUAAAGACAUCUGACGUUUGUGGAAA